ACAUAAUAAUAAUAAUUAUAAGAACAAGAAUCCAAUACUAAUAUUUGGACACUAAUUAGUAAAUAAAGUUUCUGUAAUAUAUUUUUAAUACAACCUAUAUCUAUUACGUAAUGCAUAUAAAAUAACAUACAUUAUAUUACUACCUCAUGUAUAUGAAAUGUGUUUGUAUUCUAAUAUAUAGUAAUUAUUACGUUUGCGUUCAAAAUAAAACACUUUCAACUAACUAACACGUGUUUAAUAAAAAACUAUUUACCGUGAAAAUUCAUGAAAUAACCUGUCUGAAUCGCGUACACUUCUACCAGGAAGUUAUAACCUCUGAGGAUGCUGGGGCUGUUCAAUUCCAGUGCAACGAAACUCUGCCCAAUCCCGCCCCUUUUCAAAUAAACUUCACCCCAUUUAUCGUGGCGCAGAUCCAGAACUUUAAUUGCAUUGAUAACUUCAUUUUUCGAACAGUUUACAGUGAAUGUAUCCGUUCUCACCCAAAUCGCUGGAUUUUGUUGAUGGACUUGUUGGUAGAUCAGUUUGGAGUUUAAGUCCGGGUAUCCGAGUAUUAAAUCGUGUGCGAAAAUAUUCACAAUUGGAAUUAAUAAAAUUAUUUUGAAAAACAUUAUACAACGAUCCUAUAGUUAUGAUUGUGACACAAUGAGAUGAAAAUACGUAGUGGCAAUAUGGGUCUCCUGGAGUUCGAGAAAUGGUCAAACCAGCCAGGGCUUUUCUCUGAAAAGUCAAGGUUUUGUGCCCGGUUGCGAGGCCUGACACCAGGGCAGCGUCGAAUAUGCCGUCAUCAUAAGGACCAUAUGCCGACUGUUAGUGCUGGGGUCCGGAAGGGAAUUGAAGAGUGCCAGUAUCAGUUUCAAGGGCGAAGGUGGAACUGUACCAUCACGAGUGAUGAGACGGUAUUUGGACCUUUGACUUUAAUAGCGUCCCGCGAAACUGCAUUUACCCACGCUAUAACAGCUGCUGGAGUGUCAUUGUCCAUCUCGCGAGCAUGUCGAGAUGGAAGUCUCGCGUCAUGUGGUUGCAGCCGCGCGUCACGGCCACGACACUUACAUAAUGAUUGGGUGUGGGGUGGAUGUGGGGAUAACCUGGAGUAUGGAUACAAGUUCACAGAAAGCUUUGUAGAUGUCCGCGAGAGGGAGGGGAAAGUGAAAAGAGGCAGCCGGGAACAGGGACGACAGUUAAUGAACAGACACAAUAAUGAAGCUGGCAGACGGGCUGUUAUCAAGAAAUCUCGUGUCACAUGUAAAUGUCACGGUGUUUCGGGGUCCUGUAGUCUCAUCACGUGCUGGCAGCAAUUAGCUACAUUCAGGGAAAUUGGUGACUAUCUCCAUGAGAAAUACGAAGGAGCGACGGAGGUGAAAGUAUCAAGACGUGGCAAGCUACGCGUGGGUAAUCCUAAUUAUAGUCUGCCCACGCCGCAGGACCUCGUCUACUUGGAGGAAUCACCUAAUUAUUGUAUUAAAAACGAAACAUUGGGUUCCUUCGGCACUACCGGCCGAAAUUGCAACAGAACGUCACCAGGCAUAGAUGGAUGUGCAAUAAUGUGUUGCGGCCGGGGCUACAAUACAAAACGGGCCGUUAUAAAAGAGCGAUGCGAUUGUAAAUUUCACUGGUGCUGCCGUGUUGAUUGUAAUAUUUGUGUCAAAACUGUCGAAAUACAUACUUGUAAAUAGGACAUGACGGGUUAUAGUGCAAAAAUGGCUUAUGUGUAGUAACUCAGUUAAAUAGCUGCGUAUUACUUUAGUAAGACAUACUUAUACUAUGUUAAAUCCUUGAGAUUCCAGAGCGUGUUAAUAGGCAGCAAAAGAGAAAACUCUCAUAUUAGAAUGACACAAGUUUUUCAGGCAUCAAAUUCAGUCGUAUCCAUAGACUAAAAACAAAUUAAUUCUAAUUCUUGAAUCUUCUAAUAUUCGUCUAGGUAUAGGUAAUAAGUAUUUAUGGUUGAAAAACUCAUAGAACUUUAGUAAAAAUAUUUGAUGUAUGUAGUAUUUUAUGUAUUUGUACUGGACAUAUAUUUUUUAUCUUAAACAUUUAUAAAGAGGCUAAAAUUUACUACUCAUUACAAAUGCGUAAUAUUAUUUAAUAAUUAACUAUAGGUUACAUUCCAAUUGUACUUAAUUAGAUAUAAACAAGUAGUAUGUCAGACUUUGUGUUGUUAAACAACAAUGAAUGUUUUACUGACUAAGAGACGAGGCGGGCUUUAGUUUUUGUGAUUAUUAUUUAAUUGACAGAUCAAGUAGAGUUAGUUAAAGUGACAAUUUACAUGUCACCACAAUU
Messenger RNA from Pieris brassicae (large cabbage white), 2277 nucleotides. Its product is annotated as protein Wnt-5b-like. Bases 648 to 1673 code for a protein of 341 amino acids. The transcript has 7 exons. Gene Ontology annotation, molecular function: cytokine activity; frizzled binding. The record is from RefSeq and is a predicted model, not a curated record. NCBI's taxonomy places the organism in Eukaryota, Metazoa, Arthropoda, Insecta, Lepidoptera, Pieridae. Gene Ontology annotation, biological process: multicellular organism development; canonical Wnt signaling pathway; cell fate commitment. Gene Ontology annotation, cellular component: extracellular region.